Photinus pyralis (common eastern firefly) is the source of this 1855-nucleotide messenger RNA. Its product is annotated as carbohydrate sulfotransferase 11. The coding region runs from base 394 to 1572 and encodes 392 amino acids. Gene Ontology annotation, molecular function: sulfotransferase activity. Gene Ontology annotation, cellular component: membrane. Lineage: Eukaryota; Metazoa; Arthropoda; Insecta; Coleoptera; Lampyridae. The record is from RefSeq and is a predicted model, not a curated record. Gene Ontology annotation, biological process: carbohydrate biosynthetic process. The transcript has 6 exons.
AUCGACCCAGUAGCGCAGACAGUACGGUGGAAACUCUCUCGCCGAAAAUUACUAUGUAGCUGUCAGGAGGAAACAGCAAACUAACCUUACAGCUUUACGUUCAAUUGCAAAAAGCUCCCAUAAUGCUUCGACGUGAAUUGAAUGUAGUGACUAAUUUAAUUCUGCAUUGGAACAUUUAAUAAAUUUUAAAAACGCUUGCAUAGUCUUCCAUAAUAAUAAAUCCGAGCCACUUUCGUUACCAAAAAAACGAGAGAGUGUUAAUAGUUACGUGUAAUGUUAACUAAUUUUAAUUAAAAAUAAAAAAAUAAAUUCGAAAAGGCUUUAACAUAAAAUGAUUAAUAGCGUUAGCAGUUCUCACUGCACCUACAAACUGUUAAGGCUCUUGCACCAAUAAUGGGUUAUAGAAAGCCGAAACGAAAACCCUCGACACCAUGGAAAGUAAUAAGAAGAUGCAUGAUAUUUUUUACAACAAUAUGUAUCAUACCCGUUGUUCUGGUUUUAUUCGUUACUUCCGACCAAUAUUUGCGGCCCAUGAGAGGACAUCGUUUGGGAUUGAGACCGGAGAUGGAUUUUUAUUCUGAUGGAAGUAUGUACCUGCGAAACUACAAUUCGACUGUUGUGCAAAAAAGACUGGAAGAAAGAAAGAGAUACCUUAAGCAAGCCUGUAACAAUUUUGGCCUAGAUAUAAUAGGAAACGAUUCUCUUCAUAAGCCUAACUCUUGGGAAUUCUUAGUAAAUAAGAAAUAUCAUUUGGUUUGGUGUAAUGUUUUUAAGGCGGCCUCCACGUCGUGGAUGUAUAAUUUCAAUCUUUUGGCUGGAUACAGCCCGAAAUUUUUACAGCAAACUAAACUGGUGCCAUUAUCGUUAGCUCGUCAGCGGUACCCAAGACCGUCCCUCUCGCAGUUAAAGACAGCGUUUAAUAACUCGGUAUCAUUUGUUAUAGUUCGGCAUCCCUUUGAACGAUUACUUUCCGCCUAUAGGGAUAAAUUCCAAUUUGCAAUACCUCACGCGUAUCAUCGAAAAUUGGGGAUGGAGAUUGUCGAAAAAUACAGACCAAAGAUGCAGAAACGAACCAAAUGGCCUACGUUUCCAGAGUUCGUAAUGUACUUAAUAGACGCUGUGAAAAAUAGUCAACCUUUGGAUAUGCACUGGACACCCAUAACAGAAUUCUGUACACCUUGCCUAUUUGAUUUCGAUGUCAUUGCACACAUGGAAACGUUACAGGAGGAUCAAGAGUACAUCAUCCAAAAAGCCAAUUUACAGAAUGUCAUAAGAGCGGAAUGGAAAAAUCCAGGACGCGGUUCGACUUCUGAUCAAAUCAAAAUGUACUUUUCUCAACUAACGCAGGCGCAAAUAUUGCAACUUUAUCAUAUUUACAGAUACGAUUUCGAAUUAUUCAACUAUUCAUUCCAAGGCUACCUAGAGUUAGGCAAACUAGAUUCCGAUCCAUCGACAUUACUAAAUGCAAUCAACUUAAAGGAUGUUCCGAGGCCUGUAGCAUCAUCUCAUGCUCAAUCAAAUUUAUUAAACAUUGUGAUGCAAAACGUUAGUCUACAAGUACCUAACCAUUAAUUUUUAUAAAGUAUACAUAUAGAUUUUAAUAACAGUAUUUUGUCCCCCUAUUUUAUAGCACUGUUGUAUAACAUUCACUUUUCUAUAGAGAAAAACUCCUCGACAUUCUUUUGUUAUGUUAAAACAUUUUAAAAUAAUGCAAUUACAAGACAAGCUUCAAAAUAUACUAGUUAAAGGUUUAUCGAUACAAUUACACUCUUGUGUAAAAUUGUGAUACUAGCUUUAGCAAUUAAUUUAGUGUUACAUAGCGAAUUAUGGUUAUUGAAAUUGAAAUUCCAAUUUA